Messenger RNA from Sciurus carolinensis (gray squirrel), 832 nucleotides. Its product is annotated as transmembrane protein 230-like. The record is from RefSeq and is a predicted model, not a curated record. Bases 41 to 403 code for a protein of 120 amino acids. Gene Ontology annotation, biological process: synaptic vesicle transport. Gene Ontology annotation, cellular component: endomembrane system; synaptic vesicle. NCBI's taxonomy places the organism in Eukaryota, Metazoa, Chordata, Mammalia, Rodentia, Sciuridae. The transcript has a single exon.
GCUUGGCGCGGUGCUCAGACUCUAGCUGUGUCAGCGUGUUAUGAUGCUGUCUCGUACUAAUCUGACUACUGGAAUCCCCAGUAGUAAAGUAAAGUAUUCAAGGCUAUCCAACACAGAUGAUGGCUACAUUGACCUUCAGUUUAAGAAAAGCCCUCCUAAGAUCCCUUAUAAGGCUCUUGCACUUGCCACUGUGCUGUUUCUGAUUGGCGCCUUUCUCAUUAUCAUAGGCUCCCUCCUGCUAUCAGGCUACCUCAGUAAAGCGGGGGCAGACCGGGCCGUUCCUGUCCUGAUCAUUGGCAUUCUGGUGUUCCUGCCAGGAUUUUACCAUCUACGCAUUGCCUACUAUGCAUCUAAAGGCUACCAGGGUUACUCCUAUGAUGACAUUCCAGACUUUGAUGACUAACACUCACUUCAGCCCUGAGACAAGUUACAGUGGGACUGAACCCACCUUUAAGAUAUUGAACAGAAACUAUGGUGAAGGGCUGAGGAAUUAUGCAGUUUGCAGAUGUUUGACAAAACAAUGGCCAGAUUUUAUGGAUCCAUCCCAAAAAUGUUCACUGAGCUUAAUUAGCUAAUUAGGAAAUGCUCUGUUUUUCAUCUGGCCCUGGCAAAACUCAACAAGUUUUUCCACAUGAAUGUGUACCAUGGAAGAACAGCAUUGCUAAUUGUCUGGGAAAGCAGAAGGUUAUUCUGUAGUGGAAAGUGUUACCAUUCCCUCCCUCCUCAGAGUGAGCAUUUCUUUUAAAUAGUCUUCAUUGUCAAUUUGUUAUUGUAGCAAAUGGAAGAGUGUGGUAGUCUAAUUUCUUAGUAAGUAAUUUAUUUUUAAAAUAUC